This is a messenger RNA of Magnolia sinica, 1948 nucleotides long. RefSeq names its product indole-3-pyruvate monooxygenase YUCCA6-like. The coding region runs from base 436 to 1710 and encodes 424 amino acids. NCBI's taxonomy places the organism in Eukaryota, Viridiplantae, Streptophyta, Magnoliopsida, Magnoliales, Magnoliaceae. Gene Ontology annotation, molecular function: NADP binding; N,N-dimethylaniline monooxygenase activity; flavin adenine dinucleotide binding. The record is from RefSeq and is a predicted model, not a curated record. The transcript is spliced from 4 exons. Gene Ontology annotation, biological process: auxin biosynthetic process.
UAUAGGAAAAUAGCUACUGUAACCUUGCGAAAGGAAAUAUAUAUCCCAUUCGCACUUCUCUCUCUCUCUCUCUCUGCCACCGCUACCCCUUGUCUCCGUUUCCUUCUCCUCCGCAACUACACUUAGAGAUAGACAUUGAGGAGAGAGAGAUUCAAUAUCCCACUUGGAUAAAACUCCUUAAUCCUUCCCAUUAAAUGAGGAUCGACCUAAUCCUCUUUGGAUAAGAAAGAAGCAAAUCUAGCCCAAAUCUCUCUCGAAUUCACGAGAGAGAGAGUGCGUGCGUGUAGAGAUAUUUUCAUGCCCUACCUUCUCUCUCUCUAUUUUUAUAUCUACAACAACUUCUACCAAGUCUAACUCCAACGACAUACUUGCAAGCGUCCUCCCAACUAUAACGGUAAUUCUUACUGUAUCUAAGUCCAGCUUUUCUUCUUGUUCAUGGACUACUUGAGAGAAAUGGAAGGGAAACGAGCUCAUGAUCCCUUCGACCAUGGCCGUUUGAUGAAACCUGACAGGUGUGUAUGUGUCCCUGGGCCUUUGAUCGUUGGGGCUGGCCCAUCUGGACUAGCGACUGCCGCUUGCCUCAAGGAACGAGGCAUCCCGAGCGUGAUCCUCGAAAGGGCUAAUUGCAUAGCUUCCUUGUGGCAACUUAAAACGUACAAUCGUCUCCGUCUUCAUCUGCCCAAGCAAUUCUGCGAGCUGCCCUUGAUGCCAUUCCCUGCCUUCUUCCCGACCUACCCCACCAAGCAACAGUUCAUUGCCUACCUGGAGACCUACGCAAGACGGUUUGAGCUGCAGCCAACGUUCAACGAGACGGUGGAGAGCGCCCAGUAUGACCGAAACUUCGGGUUUUGGCGGGUCCGUACGGUGGGGCCCAAGGAGGAGACUGAGUAUGUCUGCCGGUGGUUAGUAGUCGCGACGGGGGAGAAUGCAGAGGCAGUUUUACCUGAUAUCAAUGGGAAGGAAGAUUUCAUUGGGCCGGUUGUUCACACGAGCAUGUACAAGAGCGGAGAUGCCUUUCAUGGGAAGAGAGUUUUGGUGGUGGGAUGUGGGAAUUCUGGCAUGGAAGUUUGCUUGGAUCUCUGCGCCUACAAUGCCCGUCCAUCACUUGUAGUGAGAGACACGGUGCACGUCUUGCCUAGAGAGAUGCUUGGCAGAUCUACUUUCGGGCUGUCCAUGUGGUUGCUCAAGUGGCUUCCUGUACACAUGGUGGACCGCUUUCUCCUACUUGUCUCAUGGUUGAUGCUAGGAGAUACAGCCCGGUUGGGGCUCGAUCGGCCUCAGAUAGGUCCUCUCGAGCUCAAGAACUUGUCCGGCAAGACACCAGUCUUGGAUGUAGGGACCCUGGCUAAGAUCAGAGAAGGAGAGAUCAAGGUGUGCCCAGCCAUAAAGAGAUUGACGGUCCAUGGAGCUGAGUUCGUAGAUGGAAGAAUGGAGGACUUUGAUGCGGUGAUUUUGGCGACAGGUUAUAGAAGUAACGUGCCAUCUUGGUUAAAGGAGAGGGAUUUCUUCUCUGAGAAAGAUGGGCUGCCAAGGAAGCCUUUUCCCAAUGGGUGGAAAGGCGAGUGCGGUCUAUAUGCAGUGGGAUUCACAAAGCGCGGCAUACUGGGGGCAUCCAUGGAUGCCAGGCGGAUUGCCCAAGAUAUAGAACGUUAUUGGAAAGCCAAAACUAAGCAAUUCAUGGCCUUUUCCUGCCCACCAACAGCGUCAUGACCCUGGAAAAAUGAGUUAGCUAGUGAUGUAAAGCGGGUUGUGGAAACUUUCAUGUUCAAGAUGGACCAGAGAAGGCCCAAUUGGAGGCGAAAGUGAUCAUGACUGUCGGAACCCUAAAACAGGUAUGUCUCACAAAUCGGAAUGAGUUAUUCGACAUAUUAUAUAUAAUUUUGGAGUAGGAGAAGCUACUUUAGCAAACCAAACUGAUAUGCGGGGUUGCCGAUGCUAAAUUUGCGAG